UCGUCACGUGACAUUACCACCGCCGUGUCAAGGCUGCGCAUGCGUAUGACUGCUCAGCGAAGUAAGCCAUCGUACAGAUCGAGGCCUUGAACAGUUACCGAGUCAACGUUUUGUUUUGCUUAUGAAAAGGACGAGUCGCCCGUGACUUGGAUCGCUUCCAACUGUGUGAAAAUGAAAGUAAAUGAAAUAAAAGAGGAGCUACAAAGUCAACCCGUUUGCAAGUCGGAGCCUGAAGAGGUCUUCCAAGAAGCAGAUGUCACAAAGCAUCUCCACCUUGGGCAGCAGGAGAUUAAAGAAGAAGAGAGCCCUCAGAUUAAUGAGGAAGAAGAACCCACACAGAUUAAAGAAGAAGAGAAGGAGGACCAAAUCAGCAAGUUUCCAUUGACAUUGACCGCUGUCAGUGUGAAGAGUGAGGAAGUUGACAGAGAGCACUGUGGCGGAUGCCAAGCAGAUAACCUGUUAGCUCCACCGUCAGAUAUUCACCAGACAUUAUCACAGCAUUCUGAUCAUGACGAUGCAAAAGGUGAAGAUUGGCAAUGUGAUGUGAGAUGUCCCGCUGAUGACAACCACGUGACAUGUUCUCAGUGUGACAAAAGUUUUGCCAGCAAGAGAUUGUUGGAAAACCACACAAAAAUACACACCGGGGAGAAAGCAUUGCUUGUUACUGUUUGUGGGAAACAAUUUGUGCAGAAAGAACAAUCACGUGCAAGGAGACACGCUGGGGAAAAACCUUUUUCCUGCUCACUUUGUGGUAAAGGAUUCUCUAAGAAGUCGUAUUUGAAAAACCACGCCAGAACACACACUGGGGAAAAGCCUUUUGUCUGCUCGCUUUGUGGUAAAAGAUUCAACAAAAGCCAUGAUUUAAAAAGACACACCCAGACGCACACUGGAGAAAAACCUUUUAACUGCUCGCUUUGUGAUAAAAAAUUCUCUUUGAAGUUAAGUUUGACGAGACACGCGCAAACACACGCGGAGAAAAUAUUUACAUGUUCGCCUUGCGGCAAAAGAUUCCCUACAGAGUCUGAAUUAACAGAGCAUGAAUUGACGCACACUUGGGAGAAACCCUUUCCCUGCACGGUUUGCGGCAAAAUGUUCUCGAAGUCCGUUUUAAGAUCGCACGAGAAAACGCACGACGGAGAAAAACGUUUUGUCUGCUCAGUGUGCGGUAAAAGAUUCUUAAGAAACUACGAUUUAAAAAGACACAUGAGUGCGCACACUGGUGAAAAACCUUUUAACUGCUCGCUUUGUGAUAAAAAAUUCUCUUUAAAGUUAGGUUUGACAAAACACAUGCGAACACAUGCCGAGAAAACAUUUACCUGUUUGCCUUGCGGCAAAAGAUUCUUUUCACAGUCGCAAUUAACAGAACAUGAAUUGACGCACACUCGGGGGAAAUCCUUUCCCUGCGCAGUUUGCGGCAAAAUGUUCUUGACGGAGCGUGUUUUAAGAUCACACGCGAGAACGCACGACGGGGAAAAACCUUUUCUCUGCUCUGUGUGCGGUAAAAGAUUCUUACGAAACUCUGAUUUCAAAAGACACAUGAGUGCGCAUACAGGAGACAAACCCUUUGCCUGCACACAUUGCGGUGAAAAAUUCUAUUCCGAGUUCGAUUUAAAAAUCCACACAAGAAAACACACUGGGGAGAAAACUUUUACCUGUUUGCAUUGCGGCAAAAGAUUCUUCACAAAGUCACGGGUAACAGAACACGAAUUGAUACACACUCGGGGGAAAUCCUUUCCCUGCCUGAUGUGUGGCAAAAUGUUCUCGACAAAGUCCGUAUUAACAUUGCACACGAGAACGCACUACGAGGAAAAACCUUUUCUCUGCUCAGUGUGCGGUAAAAGAUUCUUAAGAAACUACGAUUUUAGAAGACACAUGAGUACGCACACCGGAGAGAAACCCUUUGCCUGCACACAUUGCGAUGAAAAAUUCUUUUCUCAGUCAGAAUUAAAUACCCACACGAGAAAACACACUGGGGAAGAACCUUUUGCCUGCUCGGUUUGCGGUAAAAAAUUUGUCGCCAGUUCGUAUUUAAAAGCUCAUCACUUAACACACACAGGGUGGGAAAAAUCUCUUCCCUGCCCAGUUUGUGCUAAAAUGGUCUACCGAAAGUCUUUAAAAACACACAUUAGAACACACGUAGGAGAGAAAUUGUUCGCCUGCUCAGUUUGUGGUAAAAAAUUCUUGAGAAAGCACGAUUUAAAAAGACACGAAGGUACACAUGGUGGGGAGAAACGUUUCGCCUGUUUAAUUUGCCAUCAAAGAUACUAUUGGAAGAAAAAUCUAGACCUUCAUAUGGGAAGACACAAUGGUGAAAAACCUUUCGCCUGUCCAGUUUGCGGUCAAAGAUUCUUGCUAAAAGAUACUUUAAAAGCUCACCAAUUGAGACACACUGGGGAGAAACCUUUUGCCUGCUCCGUUUGCAACAAACGAUUCCGUCAGAGCUCGACUUUAAGAACUCACAAACUGACGCACUCGACAAGGGAGAAACAGUUCGCUUGCACCGUUUGUGGUAAAAAGUUCUUGAGUAAGGCGGCUUCAAAAGUACACUCUCGAGCUCACGCUGGAAUUGAUGAUUCGCUCUCCAAUCCUUCUUCUGCCGUCAAUUGAAAUGAGUUUAUCGCUGUUAGACAUCCCUCCCACUACAGAUGGAUCAGACUUUUAGGGCUGUUUUGGGCAGACAGUGACAAUGAUUGUGACAGUUUCCGCUUACUGAAAAUUGAGUUUUGAAUUGAAUAUGGACAUUGACCCUGUUGCACCAUUUGCCGAUUCUUGUUCUUGCCUUGCAAUGUUCCUGUCUUUAUUAAAUGAAGUGACUUUUGAAGGCUGACAUUAAUUCUAGCCAGUCAAGCAUGAUGUGACAAUGUUUCAAAGGGACAUUGACUAUAGGAGCACGAAUGUGGCUACCGCUGACUUAGGUAAGUGCCUUAAAUCUCUUUA
Corythoichthys intestinalis (scribbled pipefish) is the source of this 2937-nucleotide messenger RNA. RefSeq names its product oocyte zinc finger protein XlCOF6-like. Lineage: Eukaryota; Metazoa; Chordata; Actinopteri; Syngnathiformes; Syngnathidae. The record is from RefSeq and is a predicted model, not a curated record. The transcript has 2 exons. Bases 172 to 2607 code for a protein of 811 amino acids.